AUGUUUGAGUUCAAAUACAAAGAGGUGGCUCCAAUCGGCACAGGAGGCUUCGGCUCAGUGUACAGUGGCAUCCGUAAAUCUGACCGUUUUCCAGUUGCCAUCAAACACAUUGAUCAAAAGAACGUAAAGCGUCAGCAAGUGAUGUGCAAUGGAAAGAUGUAUGACAUCAUUCUGGAGGUGGCCCUCAUGCUUAAAGCUGCAGGUCUCCAAGGAGAUGUCGGACGGUCCACUGCAGUGUCCCUUCUCGACUGGUACACUCUGGACAGCGAGUUGAUACUGAUGAUGGAAAAACCUACGCCCUGCAAUGACCUCCUAAAGUAUCUUCAAGCAAGCGGAGGAUCCCUGGAUGAGCAUGAGGCAAAGAUUAUCUUGAGGCAGCUGGUGGAUGAAGCCAUCGAUAUGCACUCGAAGAAUAUCUUUCACCGGGACCUUAAGCCACAAGAACAUCACUCCUCUGUAGUACCCAUAUACGCCCCCCCAGAGUGGUUGGACUACAGGAGGUAUCAGGCCUGCCCCACCACUGUUUGGCAGCUGGGGGCACUGUUCUACUCUCUACUGCCCGGCCAUGGGCGUUUCACCACCAGUGACUUUAUCAACAACAAAAUUAAAAUCAACAAGAAGCUGUCCAGAGACUGCAGGAUUUUACUGCACAUGUGCCUGACCAGAGACCCAAUGGAGCGGGCCACUCUGGAGGUUAAAUCCUCCGAAGAGAGUUCCUCCCUCCAGCACCUCAAAGUCAUGACAGCAUCACAACUGAAAGCCGGCCCACUCCCCUGGCAGCAGUUCUUAUCUGCAAUCAGAGGCGAUCUGUUUAUCACAGCACCGACCACCACUUCACCCCAGGCUCCUGACAGCUUCUCAUUAGGACCUUUAUACGGGCUGCUGGGAGGGGUCCAAACUGCUGAUCAGGUCACGGCGCUCUAA
Labrus bergylta (ballan wrasse) is the source of this 924-nucleotide messenger RNA. The record is from RefSeq and is a predicted model, not a curated record. NCBI's taxonomy places the organism in Eukaryota, Metazoa, Chordata, Actinopteri, Labriformes, Labridae.